UGGUGGCUCAGCAGGGAUACCCCUGCACCCAGGGUCAGCGCAGGAGCCCAGCUGCUGCGCCAUGCUGGGCCCCGGAGAGCCUGCAUCGAGCCUGACGCCUGCCCCCAGAUAGUCAUGAACAGCCACAGCCACAAUGGCAGUGUGGGGCAGCCGCUGGGCAGUGUGCCGGCAGCCUUGGGCCGAGACCCCGUGGACCCUGAGGCCGGCUGUGCCCCCCAGGCCCUGCACAGCCCGGGUCUGCAGGUGGUUGUGGUCAAGAGCGAGUUGGCCCAGCCCUGUUCCCAGGGGCAGCCCAAGGAGGAGGAGGAAGAGGAGGACAAUGAGGAGGAGGAUGAGGCAGGUGGGCAGGGACAUUCAGGGAAGCCUCCUAAUGCAGGCCACCGCCUGGGCCACCGGCGGGCCCUAUUUGAGAAGCGGAAGCGACUCAGUGACUACGCACUCAUCUUUGGCAUGUUUGGCAUCGUUGUCAUGGUGACUGAGACGGAGCUGUCCUGGGGCGUCUACACCAAGGAGUCCCUGUACUCGUUUGCACUGAAAUGCCUCAUCAGUUUCUCCACCAUCAUCCUGCUGGGCCUUGUUGUCCUGUACCAUGCCCGCGAGAUCCAGCUGUUCAUGGUAGACAAUGGUGCGGACGACUGGCGUAUCGCGAUGACGUGCGAGAGGGUGCUGCUGAUCUCGCUGGAGCUGGUGGUGUGCGCUGUGCACCCGGUGCCUGGCCACUAUCGCUUCACGUGGACGGCACGGCUGGCCUUCACGUAUGCACCGUCGGAGGCCGAGGCGGACGUGGACGUGCUGCUGUCCAUUCCCAUGUUCCUGCGUCUCUACCUGCUGGGCCGUGUCAUGUUGCUCCACAGCAAGAUCUUCACGGAUGCCUCCAGCCGCAGCAUCGGUGCACUCAACAAGGUUACUUUCAACACCCGCUUCGUCAUGAAGACGCUCAUGACCAUCUGCCCGGGCACUGUGCUGCUUGUCUUCAGCAUCUCGUCCUGGGUUGUUGCCGCCUGGACCGUGCGUGUCUGCGAGAGGUACCAUGACAAGCAAGAGGUGACCAGCAACUUCUUGGGCGCCAUGUGGCUCAUCUCUAUCACCUUCCUCUCCAUCGGCUACGGUGACAUGGUGCCCCACACCUACUGUGGGAAGGGUGUGUGUCUGCUCACUGGCAUCAUGGGAGCCGGCUGCACAGCGCUGGUAGUGGCUGUGGUGGCCCGGAAGCUGGAGCUCACCAAGGCUGAGAAACACGUGCACAACUUUAUGAUGGAUACACAGCUCAACAAGCGGGUAAAAAAUGCCGCUGCUAACGUUCUCAGGGAGACGUGGCUCAUCUACAAACACACCAGGCUGGUGAAGAAGCCAGAUCACGCCCGGGUUCGGAAACACCAGCGUAAGUUCCUCCAAGCCAUCCAUCAAGCUCAGAAGCUACGAAGUGUGAAGAUGGAGCAGCGGAAGCUGAAUGACCAGGCCAACACUCUAUCCGACCUGGCCAAGACUCAGAGCGUCAUGUACGACCUGGUAGCUGAGCUGCAUGCCCAGCACGAGGACCUGGAAAGCCGCCUGGCUGCCCUGGAGACCCGCCUGGACGCGCUGGCCGCCUCCCUUCAGGCUCUGCCUGGUCUCAUCGCCCAAGCCAUACGUCCACCACCACCACCCCUGCCACCCCGGCCUGGCCCUGGGCCCCUGACCCCAGCUGCCUGGAGUCCCUCAAGCCGGCGGCCGCCUGCGACCCCCUCAGACUGCGGGUGACAGUCCUGCCCACUACCAGACCCCAAGUCUUGGUCAUC
Messenger RNA from Chrysochloris asiatica (Cape golden mole), 1778 nucleotides. It is a transcript of the gene KCNN1, whose product is annotated as potassium intermediate/small conductance calcium-activated channel, subfamily N, member 1. The coding region runs from base 115 to 1740 and encodes 541 amino acids. Lineage: Eukaryota; Metazoa; Chordata; Mammalia; Afrosoricida; Chrysochloridae. Gene Ontology annotation, molecular function: calmodulin binding; small conductance calcium-activated potassium channel activity. The transcript is spliced from 10 exons. The record is from RefSeq and is a predicted model, not a curated record. Gene Ontology annotation, biological process: potassium ion transmembrane transport. Gene Ontology annotation, cellular component: neuron projection; neuronal cell body; plasma membrane.